Salarias fasciatus (jewelled blenny) is the source of this 2986-nucleotide messenger RNA. Its product is annotated as probable polypeptide N-acetylgalactosaminyltransferase 8. Gene Ontology annotation, biological process: protein O-linked glycosylation. Gene Ontology annotation, cellular component: Golgi apparatus. The record is from RefSeq and is a predicted model, not a curated record. The coding region runs from base 57 to 1856 and encodes 599 amino acids. NCBI's taxonomy places the organism in Eukaryota, Metazoa, Chordata, Actinopteri, Blenniiformes, Blenniidae. The transcript is spliced from 11 exons. Gene Ontology annotation, molecular function: polypeptide N-acetylgalactosaminyltransferase activity.
UCCUCGGCCUCUCUUGGCGCUGUGAGGCACAGCGAGGCCUGCGGAGCAGCAACAGGAUGAGAUCUGCUUAUAUGAAAGGAUCAGUGCUCGUCUUCGCGCUGGCAUCGGCCUCGUUGUACCUCAGCUCCAUCAAACAGGAGUUCCACACCCACUCGGAGAGACUCCAGAGAGCCCACCUCAAUGAGUCCAUCUCAGGGCAGGACCUGCUGAAGAGGAUGGAGAAGAUGGAGGGAAACAUCGACACACUGAUCAGGCUGAUGAAUAAACUUGAAAAGAAGGAUCCGGUUUCUGCGGUGAAGAAGCUGUACCCGAACUCGGCCCUGUUCUACAAGUGGGGCGAUCAUCUGUCCGAGGAGGAGCAGAAGGAGGCCGAGGAGCUCUUCCAGAGAUACGGCUACAACGCCUUCCUCAGCGACAGGCUGCCCAUCAACAGGGAGAUCCAGGACACCAGGAGCCCCAGGUGUUUAGAGAAGAAAUAUCCCCAGGACCUGCCGACGCUGAGCGUCGUGUUGAUCUACCUGGACGAGGCUCUGUCGGUCAUCAAGCGAGCCGUCCGCAGCAUCAUGGACAAGACGCCGGCUCGCCUGCUGAAGGAGAUCAUCCUGGUGGACGACCACAGCAGCAACGAGGAUUUGAUGGACAAGCUGGACAGAUACCUGCAGGCCGUGGAGGAGGAGCGUCCCGGCCUGGUGAGGAGGCUGCGGCACCCGGAGCAGCUCGGCCUCACGCGGGCCCGGCUCUCGGGGUGGGGGAUAGCCACGGGGGACGUGGUGGCCAUCUUGGACGCUCACAUAGAAGUGCACGUGCAGUGGGCGGAGCCGCUGUUGGCUCGGAUCAAGGAGGACCGCACCGUCGUGUUGACUCCCGUCUUUGACAGAGUCAACUUCGAUGACUUGGAGCUGACCAUGUACACACCUGCAGCCGACGCCUUCAACUGGGCCAUGUGGUGCAUCUACGAGUCCUUCAAGCCCGAGUGGUACGCCAUGAAAGACGACUCGCUGCCCGGCAAGAGCCCCUCCAUCAUGGGGAUACUUGUCGCCGAUCGCAAGUUCUUCGGCGAGAUCGGCAGCCUGGACGGGGGGAUGAAGAUUUACGGAGGGGAAAACGUGGAGCUCGGCAUCCGGGUGUGGCUGUGUGGGGGAAGCAUCGAAGUCAUACCUUGCUCCAGGAUCGCGCACAUCGAGCGAUGGACGAAGCCUUACCUCCCGGACCUGAGCGACACCAUGAAGCGGAACGCGCUGAGGGUGGCAGAGGUGUGGCUGGAUGAGUACAAGUACAACGUCAACGUGGCCUGGGGCCUUCCUCCUGAGAAUCACGGGAUAGACAUUGGGGAUGUGUCGGAGAGGAAGAAGCUGCGAGAAAAACUCAACUGUAAGCCCUUCAAGUGGUACCUGGACAACGUUUACCCCAUGCUGGACCCGCAACUCGACCUCUUCGGUUAUGGAGCUCUGAGAAACGAUCUGAGUCCAGAUCUGUGCUUGGACCAAGGCCCCGUCCCAGGGAACAAGCCCAUCUUGUACGAAUGCCACUUUCUCCUCUCGCAGACGUGCUACUACCGCGCUCAUGGACAUCUUUACAUCGGAAUGAUCGAAUCUCAGAAGUACGGCAGUAACCGCUGCCUGGUGGACCCCGGACCCGGAUUCCAUCCGGGCCUGUACGAGUGCAGAAAGGCCAAGAAGAAGAAGUUCCACUUACUGUGGGAUUUUAAUCCGGGAGGACAGAUCCAGAACCGAGAGACGAAGAGAUGUCUGGAGAUCGUGAAUGACGAAAACGGAGAUUACCACCUGGCUCUCCAGCAGUGCAGCGGCCAGCGGUGGAACAUACAGCACGUCAUCAGAGACCGCGUGGGACGAUAAUGAGCGGAGGCGGAUUCACAAACAUACAGAAAAGACUUUCAUUUUUGCACAAGAGGAAAACUUGUGACUCGAUUUUCUUUUAAAUGUGGUUUUUUUUUUCAUUUUUUUUAUUGUAAGUUUCACUUACAAUAGAAUGCACAAUUGCCUGAACUGACUGGCUGCGGUGAACUUUAAAUAGAGCCGACUACUGAUGGAUCACUUGUUUUCAUUAAAGCUUAAAUAAACUGACAGUACCUCCCUUCCCACGUUAGACCAAACGCGCUUAAAGCACGACGGCUCUUAGAUUCUUCUGGGAGCGUCCUUUACAAACAUUUGAACUCUCCAGCUAAUCGGUGCUAAUGAAAAAGCUGCUAAUGAUCCGGAGACGCGUCCGUUUGUUCAAACAGGAUCCGCUGUGGUUUGGUCCUUAUGAAUAGUUUGAGACGAAGGCGUCCCAUUUCCUCUGCCACGCCGCUUGAGCCACGUCCUUCUCGUGAGCCGGCAGCGAGCUGUACCUGCAGACAAGACGGAAAUCCACUUUAACUGUUGUUUCCUCCAAGCUGUCAAAGAUUUCUUUUUAAGUUUUUCCAUUUAUUCAAGGUCACUAUCUAUUAUCAUUUUCUUUAAACGCCUCUUUACUGGUCAGCUGACCUGAUGGAGUUGAGGGCCAGCUCUUUGAGAGUGCCCAGGUUGGCCUUCAGCCCCCCGAUGCCCACGAAGGCCUGGUAGAAGUCGUAGGAGAGGCCCGUGGUGCCGAACAGAGAGGGGUCGUCGGAGCUGAUCACCAGCGGGUGGCCCUCAGACAUCAGCACGGCGGCGGGAUGGUUCCUCAGAUCCGACACCAGCUUCAGCACCUGCGCUCCAGAGCCGCUGAGCGUUACACACACACACACACACACACGGCGAUGUGUCCACGUGUGUUACGCAGUAACGCCGACCUGGUUUGAGAUGGGACACAGCUCCACCGCCACGUUCCUCUGCCUGGACAGCUCCUUGGCGAGCGGAUGGUGAGCCAGGGCGUAGCCGUGUCCGAUGCGCUUGGUGUCGAACAGCAAGGCGUCCAGAAUGUUUUGAUCCACUUCAGUGCCUUCGUCAUCUACUCAUACAUUUUAAAGCACAAGUUAAAAAAAAAAAAAAAAAGUGUUGUGACC